AACACCACUGGACCUGUCCAGCAAAUUAUAGAAAUGGAAUUGUUAAAAUUAAUAUUCAGUAUAAUAUUUAUUACGGCUUCUUUGCCUGAAGAGAUGUUAAACGUUGAAGCAAUUAUUAAAUACCCCUUGACGCGUUAUGUAAAACCUAUAAAAUACAAGAUUCUGUUAAAAGUAGACAUUGAAAACAAUAGCUUCCGCGGUAUAUCGAAUGUCGUUAUUAAGAUUGUCCAACCAAAAACAACGAUAGCAUUGCACUCAGUAUAUUUGAAUAUAAUUCCAUCGAAAACGGUGGUUUUCAAUUCUCAUGAUCCUAAUAAGACCAAGCACGUUGUAACUAACAUUUUAUAUUUACGGGAAGAGGAAAUGGUUAAACUGUAUUUUAAACCGAAAUUAAGACCUGGUUUUCAUACUCUAAACAUGGAAUAUACCGGCAACAUGUCUGAUAACAUGGGUGGCUUCUUCAAGAUUCCAUAUACAAACAAGGACGAGAAAAAAUGGUUUGUCGCAACACCAACCUGGGUUACUGGAAUACGAAGAACGUUUCCAUGCUGGGAUGAGCCAGAUAUCAAAACUAUAUAUGAUAUUACUGUCAAACACCAAUCGAAUUACACGGUUUUUUCUAAUACGCUACAAUAUACAACUGACUCUUUCAAUGAUAGCAUCAAACAAAUACACUUUUUCGAUACUCCAGUAAUACCUGCUUAUCUCCUAAGUAUAGUGCUGUGCAAUUUAUCUAGUAUUAAUAUUCACUUGAAAGGCAGGCCAUUGCGAGCACAUGAUCUAAAUUUGGCGAGUCAUAUUAUUGAAAAAAGUACGAGUUAUUUUGAAACUCAGUGGACAUAUUGGAGUCAGGUAGAAGACCAUUUCGCGAUUCCAGGUUUUGUAGAUGACGGUAUAACAAAAUGGAGACUCGUAUUUUACAGAGAACAAGAUAUUAUUUAUGAUGAAGAAUUAGAUCAUAUUGGGCGCAAAAUGGAAAUAGCAUUUUUAAUCGGACGUAAAAUAGGACUCCAACGUUUAGCCAUCACCAAUCCAUCGUCGCCUUAUUUUUGGUUGAAUGAGGGUAUUGCGGUUCUGUAUGCAUUUGAUAGCAUUAAUGAGAUUUACCCAGAGUUGCGCAUAUGGGAUUUGUUUGUAGUCCAAAUUGUACAAGAAUCUCUCCAUUUGGACAACGAAGGAAUUAUGAAUCCUCUUAUAUUCGAAUACGAUUAUACCUCUGAUAUUAAUUCUCAGUUUUUCUUAUCCUCUUAUAUCAAAGCCCCUGCUAUAUUGCGCAUGUUACAACAUAUACUGCGCUAUAAUGUAUUUCGGAAAGGUAUCGAAAAAUAUAUAAAAUCCGAAUCAGCUACUCUGAAUGAUUUCUUGGAUGCCAUGCAAACAGUUCACAAUGAAGAACAAUCUAUGCUACCAUACAACAUAACGGAGAUAAUAUAUCCUUGGCUAAGUCAAAGCCAUUACCCUGUUUUAAGUGUAACAGAACAAUAUGAAAAACUACCGCCGUACGUUAAGAUAAAAAUAGAAAAUGGAUCAGGAACUUGGUGGAUACCUUUUACUACCAAUGUUACGUCAUCAAGUUUGGACUUUAAUACUUUAGAUAUUUCUGUAGAGCUAUGGAAAGACAAAGAUGAGAAAUCUGUUAUGCCUACUCAGAGGUUAGCCCCUGAUUAUUGGAUAAUAUUGAACGUGCAACAAAUUGGAUAUUAUCGUGUCAAAUAUGAUAUUAUUCAUGGAAACAUUUGGCAAAAUAUAGUUCGUUAUCUCAAUUCUGAAUACUAUACAAAUAUUCAUGUUCUAAAUCGUGCACAAAUAAUUGACGAUGUAGUUUAUUUUACCAUGACAGAUCAACUCAGUGCUUCUGUAUUUUGGACACUUACGAGUUACCUAUCGCAGGACACAGAUUAUAUAGCAUGGUAUCCCCUGAUUAAAGGUAUUGAACGCAUGUCUUACAUCAUUCCUUUUCCAAAAAAAGGAGACAUGUUCAAGGAUAUCUUAUACACACGAUUAGAACCAGUUCUUGAAAUAAUUGGAUACGAAGAAGAUCCACAGGAUAAUUAUCUAAUUAAAUGCUUAAGGCAAGAAAUUACAAAAUGGACAUGUGUUCUGAGUCGUUCUGAAAGUAAAUGCACUCAUAUGGCUUUGAAGAAAUUAGAAUGGCAUCUAUCAAGUCCAAUACAUAAUAAACUAUUGCCGGGGUGGAAAAAGUGGACAUUUUGUAAUGGUUUAAAAAUGGCUGGUUUUAGUGUUUUUGCAACAGUAUAUCUUAUGUGUGAAAAUGGAACUCUAUUUCAAAACGAUAGAAAAAAAUGUUUAGAAUUCCUGGCUUGUUCUCAAUUUUUUUAUAUCACUAUAACAGACAAUAAUAACAAAGACCGUUUUAAGGGAAUAAGACAAGAUACAUUUGAUGAUAUUAACUUUUUUCAUACCAUUGCUACGAACAAUCCGGAAUCUACUCCAUUACGAAAUACAUUCGUACUCGAUUAUAUAUUAAACAAUUGGAUGGAAGUAAAACCGAAAGAAAUUAGCACUGUAGCAGCAUUAAUUGAUAUUAUAAAUCAUGUAUACACUAAGGAAUCGCUUGAUAAGAUACUUGAAUUUGUGAACAAUCGCAUGUUAAAUGCUACUGGUAUAUUCGAUUCUGGAUACCUUUUCUCAAAAUUCAAUAAACAGUUCGGUGACUUCGAUGAACUAAUUGCGGAUAUUCAAAGCAAGAUUGGCACACGUUUGACAGAAAUUACGAAUUGGAAAAAUACUUUUGGUUUCCAUUUUCGCUGAAACAGUUCAGGCGAUUUAUCGAAAAACGCAUGACACGACAUUAUGUUAAAAUACGUGUAAAAGUGUAAAAUGAAGUUAAUAAUAUUUUUAACUUCGUUAUAAUAUUUAAGUAAAAUUAUUUCAUAUUACCUGAAUUUCGUUAUAUUAGGAAUUUACUGUUAAAUUGUAAUAUUAUUUUCUUUUUCUGUGUAGUCAUAUUGAAAAUUCCUUUAUACAAUUUAUCAUGUAGUGUAAUUUUUGCCUUGUUAAUAUUUGAUAAAAUAAAUUUGUUU
Molecule: messenger RNA, 3044 nt
Organism: Vollenhovia emeryi
Lineage: Eukaryota; Metazoa; Arthropoda; Insecta; Hymenoptera; Formicidae
Product: aminopeptidase N-like
Exons: 12
Coding region: 34-2772 (912 amino acids)
Biological process (GO): peptide catabolic process; proteolysis
Cellular component (GO): cytoplasm
Molecular function (GO): zinc ion binding; metalloaminopeptidase activity; peptide binding
Source: RefSeq, a predicted model, not a curated record